GCCGGCAUAGCUAGUGGUAAAGGCUUCUGGACAUUUUAGCCCAAGAACACCUGAGGUCCCAAGGUUGGAAACCACUCCUCCAAUGGGGACCAAGAUCUUCUGCAUGUAAAGUAUGAGUACAGCCACUGAGCUAUUGCCCGUAUUAUCUGGGGUGCUCCAGAGAUGGAUCACUGUAAAAAUAUUUGCCAACUGUUGCAAAUUUCUUCCUUAAUGGAGCAACAGGGACAAUAAACUGAAGGUGUGAAAAAGCUGUUCAUUAAAAGCACAGCAUUUGCUUACCUCCAGGUUUUCGGAGCUGCUUCUCUGCUAUUCAUCCCUCUUACUGCUUGGGACAGAGCUAAUUGAGCUGCUACAGUCAUCCCUGUGCUCAGCAGACCGAUGCACUCAGCUACAAAUACCUGUCAUAAGCAAAAGGCACGGGUAGUUUUGAAAAAAUGCUUUGUUGGGCUGAUUUCCUUACAAACCCAGAUUCCUUGACUGUGCAGCUCGCCCUUUUGAGCAAUCAAGGAGAGUUAUUAUCCAGCCCAGACCCUUGCGGCCUUGAGAUCCAGAUGUUGCAACAUUUUUAUUUUCAGGCAGAGCCGAGAUACUGUAAGUAGGACACAAAUGCCCAUUUUUCAAACUCAUCAGCCAGUGGGGUUUGGUGAUGCUGGAUUCACAGAGUGGCAAAUUCCCUUUGGGUUUUGAUCCGAACUUUAAAGAAGAUAUCCAAGGGGCUGAGCUUUGAGAAGAAGGUUCAGAACCUCAGAUUCACAGUCUUAUUGACUUUAGAGUCAGCAGCCUUGGAUGGCGGGGAGCCUAACCUCAGCCUCCAGUUCCUACUGCUCUGUUGGAUGACAAGUAACCAUCCAGUGGCAUCAUUUGAUGUUUAUAAAGGAGCUCAAUGAAACACCUACUCAUCAGGGCAGGAGCCAAUAAAUGUAUUGAGAGAUGGAUGCUUCCCCCACCCACCCACCUUGUCACUCUGAUGCUAUGAUAAAUGUUAACCAUCAAUUACUCCAGUAUGGACAGCCAAGAAGGGGAGCGAAGAGUGGUCAUAGCAGAAAAUCAAUUGGUGAAUGGAAUAACAGCGAAAUGCGUUUUGAAUCAUAGAGAUGGGGGCAGAGUUGGGAGGGGUUGUUGCCUUGUAUUCCGAAGCGCGAUUCCCUAAUUAAGCUAAUUUGUUUGGUUUUGGAUUAGGAAGCGCCUCCGGGGAAAUAUCACCGGUGUAUGCAGCAGUGCUGGAACAUCCUGAUGGGAAACUUGUCUUCAAGGGCCGGGAAGAACAGGGAGAGGGAGAGAGAAGAAGAGGAAGGAAGGAAGGAAGGAAGGUCCUUUCUCCCCUCAACAAGCCAGGAAAAAAGAGAGAAAAAGAAAGAGGGAGGAGAAGGUGACCGGGUCCUACCAGGAAGCUGGUGAGAAGAGGAGGCUGGAGAAGAGACGCGAGCGCCGUGGUGCUGAAACGGACAGCUCCCUCCGCCAGCCUGCGCUUGGGUUUCCCGGCUCUCCGCUCCCUCUCUUUCUUUCGACCCAAGGAGAAAGGAGGUGUGGGGUGGGAAGCUGAGGAGACCUCCUCUUCCUCCUCCUUCUCCCCCCACCGGCACCCCCACCUUCCGCAGGCAGGUGCUGCUGCCUUAGAUGCUGCGUCGGCUCCCAAGGCACCGGCGGCCAUGCCUUGAUGCCCCACCGAGGCAGCGGCUUCCAUGGCGGUGGCAAGGAAGAUCAAAACUUUGCUGACCGUCAACAUCUUGGUCUUUGUGGGCAUCAUCCUCUUCUCGGUCUACUGCCGGAUCCAGGACCGUUCGCAGGAGCUGGUGCAGAUUGUCCGGAGCGCCGACCGACGGAUCCGGAGCCGGAACCCCAAGGCGGGGACUCUGCUGGACAGGGAGUCCAUCCUUCAACGUCUGGACCAUCUGGAGGAAGUUGUGUAUAACCAACUCAAUGGUCUAGCCAAACCGAUGGGAUUGGUUGAAGGUCCUGGAGGAUUGGGGCAAGGCGGAAUGGCUGCCACCCUGAGAGAUGACAGCCAUGAAUCUGAAACCAAAUAUGAAGAAUAUGGAUAUAACGCCCAGCUAAGUGAUAGGAUUUCACUUGACAGAUCUAUUCCUGACUACAGGCCCAAAAAGUGCAAACAGAUGUCCUAUCCCGAUGACCUCCCCCAGAUCGCGGUGGUCUUUAUUUUUGUGAAUGAGGCUUUGUCUGUCAUCUUACGCUCCGUACACAGUGUCGUGAAUCAAACUCCAUCCCAUCUGCUCAAGGAGAUUAUCCUGGUGGAUGACAACAGUGACAAUGUUGAGCUGAAGUUUAAUUUGGACCAGUAUGUUCAUAAGAGAUACCCGGGGCUGGUGAAAAUAGUUCGCAAUAACAAACGGGAAGGUCUGAUCCGAGCCAGAAUCCAAGGUUGGAAAGCAGCGACAGCGCCAGUAGUUGGGUUUUUUGACGCUCAUGUGGAGUUCAACAAUGGCUGGGUGGAGCCAGCGCUUACACGGAUCAAAGAGGACAGGAGACGAAUCAUCCUGCCGGCCAUUGAUAACAUCAAGUACAACACUUUUGAAGUACAGCAGUACGCCAAUGCGGCUCAUGGCUACAACUGGGGCCUUUGGUGCAUGUAUAUCAUCCCACCUCAAGACUGGCUGGACAAGGGAGACGAGUCGGCUCCCAUCAGGACCCCAGCAAUGAUUGGUUGUUCCUUUGUGGUGGACAGAGAAUAUUUCGGCGAGAUUGGCCUACUUGACCCUGGAAUGGAGGUUUACGGGGGAGAAAACAUUGAACUUGGGAUGAGGGUCUGGCAAUGUGGAGGAAGUAUGGAGGUGCUGCCGUGCUCCCGGGUGGCCCACAUCGAGCGCACAAAGAAGCCGUACAACAAUGACAUCGAUUACUACGCAAAGCGCAAUGCUUUGCGAGCGGCGGAAGUCUGGAUGGAUGACUUCAAGUCACAUGUGUACAUGGCAUGGAACAUACCAAUGACGAACCCCGGCGUUGACUUUGGAGAUGUUUCGGAACGAGUAGCUUUACGACAACGUCUCCAGUGCCGGAGUUUUAAGUGGUAUUUAGAGCACGUCUAUCCGGAAAUGAGGAUCUACAAUGAUACCAUCACCUACGGAGAGGUGCGCAACAGCAAAGCCAGUGGCUACUGCUUAGACCAGGGCGUAGAAGAUGAUGACAAAGCUAUUCUUUAUCCAUGCCAUGGAAUGUCUUCCCAGCUUGUUCGUUACAGCUCGGAAGGACUCCUCCAGUUGGGCCCAUUGGGAUCGACAGCAUUUCUGCCAGACUCCAAAUGCCUCAUUGAUGAUGGGAAAGGAAGGACACCGACCCUGAAGAAAUGUGAAGAUAUUCUGAGGCCAGCCCAACGGCUGUGGGAUUUCACACAGAAUGGUCCGAUCAUCAGCCGAGACACAGGUCGGUGUCUAGAAGUAGAAAUGUCCAAGGAAGCCAAUUUUGGUCUCAGAUUAGUAGUACAAAGAUGCUCGGGGCAGAAAUGGAUGAUCAGAAACUGGAUAAAGCAUGGCCGGCAUUGAUAGGAAGCCGAGAAGAAGAUGCUGCUGCUUCCAGUACCUUUUGGCCCGUAACUGGGGAUCCCUCCAAGAGAUGUAGUUUAGAGAGGACUACUGUAAUAAGAAGAUAGUUAAUAAGAGAAGAAGAUGAUCAGGUUGUGAAUUAUUGGGCGCAGUUGUUUUCUUAAUGGAACAAUGGAGACUGACAUCUAAGUUGAGGCCAUGAAGGUGUUAAACGUGAGUCUGGGCUGUACCAUUUCGGAUGAGAAGGCGAGAGCCACAUGAUCAGCUAUUUCUUCUUUCAAAAUAUCCCUGCAUAUAGAAAGCUAAACAUUGUCCUAAGAGACCAUCCUUGAGAUGCUAGUUUUCUAGGUUGGGGGAAUUGUUUGCCCUCCUCCAGAAGAGCAUUCUGUCAUGCGAGUGUCUGCCGGCAGCCUGAAAUGACCCAGGCCGGUUCUAGGCUUAUCACCUCAGUCAAAACCACAGCCUAAAUGAUUCUCCUUGACUCAUCGGGGUGGCCUGAGAAAGGCUCGUGCAAGCUUUCUGACACGCCGGGACGCAUCAUGAAAAGACAACAAGAAGAGUCUGCUCAGAAACUAGACUCGGCUCUCCCAGAGAAAAGAGAAAAGCAGCAAUAUUUUGCCAUUGGUUUCGCUGGAGUGAUGCUCUCUGACGUUGUUGAAAAUGUGGUGGAAGGAUUUGUUAGCUUUAAGUUGCCGACUGAUGCACAAAUCCUGUGGUGAACAGAACCAUGUGCCUUUUCUACCGUACUUCCUAUCCGAGUGGACUGGGAAAUGCCAUCAUUCAGCAUGUCUGACUCACUAGUCUAAACAACAAUAACGAUGACAACAAAGUACCCUGUAAAUAAAUUACACUUAAAAAAC
Messenger RNA from Pogona vitticeps (central bearded dragon), 4357 nucleotides. The record is from RefSeq and is a predicted model, not a curated record. Lineage: Eukaryota; Metazoa; Chordata; Lepidosauria; Squamata; Agamidae.